AUGUCAAAAUACAUACAAGGAAAAAAAAUAGGAUCGGGAACAUAUGGUGAUGUUUAUGAGGCAUUGGAUAUCGAAAAAAAUUGUAAAGUCGCGCUUAAAAAAAUAAAACUUAACGAGAAUGAAGGGAUGCCUGGCACAGCAUUGAGAGAAAUAUCAAUAUUAAAAAAAAUAAAACACGCAAAUAUAAUCUCUCUGUAUAGAGUUAUUCAUACUGAUAAUCUAUUAACUCUUGUUUUUGAGUUAAUGGAUUAUGAUUUGAGAGAAUAUUUAACAAAAAAUGAAGGCAAUCCAAUAAUUUUAAUAAAUCAACUUGUGUCGGGGAUUGCAUUUCUGCACAAAAAUAAAAUUGUACACAGAGAUUUGAAACCACAAAAUAUUUUAAUAGACCGAUACGGAAAUCUUAAAAUUGCCGAUUUCGGCUUGUCGCGUAGUAUGGAAAUAAAAAUGCCACCUUAUUCGUGUGAGGUCGUUACAUUGUGGUAUAGAUCACCAGAAUUGUUGUAUGGAACGACUGAUUAUAGUUUCUAUGUCGAUAUAUGGAGUUUUGGGUGUAUUAUUUAUGAGAUAUUUCUUCUAGAACCUCUUUUCCCGGCGGAAACAAAAAUGCAAAUGCUUGAUUUAAUUAAUAAUCAUAUUGGAAGAGGCAAAUCUUAUUUUAAAAAGAUUUUAUGCGCAAAAAUAAAUGUUCCAGAAUUUUUUAUAGAUAUAAUAGUUGGAUGUCUACUAAUUGAUUUUAGGUACCGACUUACGGCAGAUGAAAUAAUAGACCUAUUAGAAUAUAAUUAUAACAAAAGAGAGAUUCAAUAA
Molecule: messenger RNA, 807 nt
Organism: Vairimorpha ceranae
Lineage: Eukaryota; Fungi; Microsporidia; Nosematidae
Product: cell division protein kinase
Exons: 1
Coding region: 1-807 (268 amino acids)
Biological process (GO): protein phosphorylation
Cellular component (GO): nucleus; cytoplasm
Molecular function (GO): cyclin-dependent protein serine/threonine kinase activity; ATP binding
Source: RefSeq, a predicted model, not a curated record